AUGUUGGCAAAGACUAUGUGCAGAGCUUCGGCGCCCAUUCUCGCUCUUUUCCUACAACUCCGGCUCGUCGCAGGGUCGCCCUUCUCUACUCCUUCGCCGACCAACUCGCUGGCGGCCCGAGAGUGUAGCCCAUGCGGCUACUACGGACAGGCCUGCUGCACUUCUAGUGAAGAAUGCGUAACCGACUCGAAUAACCAAGCCUUGUGUCAGUCCAAGAAGGCCGGCAACACUCAAUGGGAAUACUUCACCACGACCUACGUCCAAACUGACUUGGUCACGGUCACCUCUACCGGCAGUCGACCCAUCUCCCAGCCGACAGGCCAGCCACAAUGCAAGGUCGAAAUAGGAGAGACGGCAUGCGGCGGCCGUUGCUGUUCGGCUGCCCAAUCAUGCGACAAGGAUCUCGUAUGUGUUCAAGCAGGCGGCUCACCGUUCCCUACAACCGAACCAGCUCCCACUCCCCCAACUCGACCUACUAGCACCAAGGGUGUCACGAUCACUACUAUUCCGGCUACCACUACUGUCCCAUUCAUUCCCGCUGUGGGCACUGAUGGCAGCAGCGUUAUCGGUAUCACCAAGGGCAGCGGUGGCCUGAGUGGUGGAGCGAUUGCCGGUAUCGUCAUCGGAUCUAUUGCUGGUGCUCUGAUACUCAUCUUCAUCUGCAUCUGCUGCUGCGUGGGAAGCUGUGUCGACCGGGUACGGGCCUUUUUUGGCCUCGGCGGUCGCAGACCAGCCAGGCACUCAAAUUACACCGGGUCAUCAUCCUACUCUUCACACCACGGCUGGUUCGGCGGCGGCGGAUCGAGGGUCAGCUCAGAGAAGCGUAAGAAGAAGACCGGCCUCAUGGGACUGGCCAGCUUGGGUGUAGUCAUCGGCGCUAUUGCUCUCUGUCUCGGUCUCCGUCGAAAGAAUGACGACAAGUCAACCACCUACUACACCGGCUCGUCCUAUACGUACACCUCGAGCAGCAGCAGCAGCAGCAGUUCUUCCGGCCGGCGGACAGAGCGGCCUUAA
This is a messenger RNA of Trichophyton rubrum CBS 118892, 1014 nucleotides long. RefSeq lists its product as uncharacterized. NCBI's taxonomy places the organism in Eukaryota, Fungi, Ascomycota, Eurotiomycetes, Onygenales, Arthrodermataceae. Bases 1 to 1014 code for a protein of 337 amino acids. The record is from RefSeq and is a predicted model, not a curated record. The transcript has a single exon.